Messenger RNA from Tympanuchus pallidicinctus (lesser prairie-chicken), 8623 nucleotides. RefSeq names its product histone deacetylase 4 (gene HDAC4). Gene Ontology annotation, molecular function: histone deacetylase activity. Gene Ontology annotation, cellular component: histone deacetylase complex. The transcript has 26 exons. The record is from RefSeq and is a predicted model, not a curated record. Gene Ontology annotation, biological process: chromatin organization; negative regulation of transcription by RNA polymerase II. Lineage: Eukaryota; Metazoa; Chordata; Aves; Galliformes; Phasianidae. Bases 319 to 3624 code for a protein of 1101 amino acids.
UCCAGCAGAGAACACAAGCCCUCAGCACGCUGAGCUGUUUGUCACGUACCUUUGACCACCUCACCCACUGAUCUCUGCCCGUGCACGGCUAUUCCUGGAGCUCCCAGCCAUCACCAGCACUCUCUGUCUCCGGCGGCGGUUCCUCUUCUCAUUGCCAAUGGGAAUUUUUUUUGCUGUCUUGAACAAAUGAACCACUUCUCCUGACAUUUGGGGUUGCUUCUGUACAAGGCUGUUGAGGCAGAGUGGUUGGCAGCCCUGCAGAGUGCAGACGAUGAUCCUGCCCUACAGCACUGAGAAGAGAGAGGUCUGCAGCUUUGUAUGCACUGCGCUGUGCCUGCUUCCAGGGCAUGUUGUAGCUGUGUCCUCUAUGCAGAGAUGCAGAAAGAUGGGCUUUCUGGCAGAGACCAGCCAGUAGAGCUGUUGAAUCCACCUAGAGUGAACCACAUGCCCAGCUCUGUUGACGUGAGCACAGCACUGCCCUUGCAAGUUGCCCCAACCUCAGUCCCGAUGGAUCUGCGCCUGGACCACCAGUUCCCCAUGCCUGUGACAGAGCCGACGCUCCGUGAGCAGCAGCUGCAGCAGGAGCUCCUGGCGCUGAAGCAGAAGCAGCAGAUCCAGAGGCAGAUCCUCAUUGCCGAGUUCCAGCGGCAGCACGAGCAGCUCUCCAGGCAGCACGAGGCCCAGCUGCACGAGCACAUCAAGCAGCAGCAGGAGAUGCUGGCAAUGAAGCAUCAGCAGGAGCUCCUGGAGCACCAGAGGAAGCUGGAGCAGCACCGGCAGGAGCAGGAGCUGGAAAAGCAGCACCGGGAGCAGAAACUUCAACAGCUGAAAAACAAAGAGAAAGGAAAGGAGAGUGCAGUGGCAAGCACAGAAGUAAAGAUGAAAUUACAAGAAUUUGUUUUAAAUAAGAAGAAAGCUUUGGCACACCGGAAUCUCAACCACUGCAUUUCCAGUGACCCUCGCUUCUGGUAUGGGAAGACACAGCACAGCUCCCUGGACCAGAGCUCCCCACCUCAAAGUGGCGUAUCCGGCACCUACAAUCACCCUGUCCUGGGGAUGUACGAUUCCAAAGAUGACUUCCCACUCAGAAAAACAGCCUCUGAACCCAACCUGAAAUUACGAUCCAGGCUAAAGCAAAAAGUCGCUGAACGACGGAGCAGCCCCCUGUUGCGCAGGAAGGACGGGCCGGUGGUCACUGCUCUGAAGAAGCGCCCGCUGGAUGUCACAGACUCUGCAUGCAACAGUGCUCCUGGAUCUGGUCCCAGCUCUCCAAACAACAGCUCCAAUAACAUCAGCACUGAGAAUGGAAUUACAGGAUCAGUCACGAGUAUUCAGGCGGAGACCAGCCUGGCUCACCGACUGGUGAAUCGUGAAGGCUCUGUAACACAGCUUCCACUCUACACAUCUCCUUCUUUGCCCAACAUCACACUAGGACUGCCUGCCACUGGCCCUUCCAGCGGAGGAUCAGCACAGCAGGAUGCUGAGAGACUUGCUAUCCCAGCCUUGCAGCAGCGCAUCUCUUUAUUUCCUGGCACCCACCUCACUCCCUACUUGAGCACUACAACGUUGGAAAGAGAUGGGGGAACAGCACACAACCCUCUUCUGCAGCACAUGGUCUUACUGGAACAGCCAACUGCACAAACUCCCUUAGUCACAGACUGGUAUCUUUCAGGACUGCCCCUCCACGCACAGUCUCUGGUUGGUGGAGAACGGGUCUCCCCUUCAAUACACAAACUCCGGCAGCAUCGCCCACUGGGGCGCACGCAGUCUGCUCCCCUUCCCCAGAACGCCCAAGCCCUCCAGCAGUUAGUGAUCCAGCAGCAGCACCAGCAGUUCUUGGAGAAACACAAACAGCAAUUCCAGCAACAACAACUGCACAUCAACAAGAUAAUAUCAAAACCCAACGAGCCAGCUCGCCAGCAUGAAAGCCACCCAGAGGAGACAGAAGAAGAGCUUCGAGAACACCAAGCCCUUUUGGAGGAGCCGUACAGUGACAGGGUGUCGAGCCAAAAGGAGGUCCCAGGGCUGGCCAAUAUGGUGCAGGUGAAGCAAGAACCCAUCGAGAGCGAUGAGGAGGAAGCUGAGCCGCAGCAGGAGCUGGAGUCUGGGCAGAGGCAGGCUGAGCAGGAGCUGCUCUUCCGCCAGCAAGCCCUCCUGUUGGAGCAGCAGCGCAUUCACCAGCUGAGAAACUACCAGGCAUCGCUGGAGGCAGCUGGGAUGCCAGUCUCCUUUGGAGGUCAUCGGCCCCUGUCCCGUGCACAGUCCUCACCCGCCUCGGCCACCUUCCCUAUGUCUGUACAGGAGCCACCCACUAAGCCAAGGUUCACUACAGGCCUUGUCUAUGACACCUUGAUGCUGAAACAUCAGUGUACCUGUGGAAACACAAACAGCCACCCGGAGCAUGCGGGGAGGAUCCAGAGCAUCUGGUCCAGGCUGCAGGAGACAGGUCUCCGUGGCAAGUGCGAGUGCAUUCGUGGAAGAAAAGCAACUCUAGAAGAGCUGCAGACAGUUCACUCGGAAGCUCAUACACUGCUGUACGGCACAAACCCUCUGAACAGACAGAAACUGGACAGCAAGAAACUUCUAGGUUCUCUAACGUCGAUGUUUGUCAGGCUUCCUUGUGGUGGUGUCGGGGUCGACAGUGACACGAUCUGGAAUGAAGUUCACUCAUCUGGUGCUGCUCGCCUGGCUGUGGGCUGCGUCAUUGAGCUUGUUUUCAAAGUGGCCACAGGAGAACUGAAGAAUGGAUUUGCCGUUGUUCGACCUCCAGGUCACCAUGCAGAAGAAAGCACACCCAUGGGCUUCUGCUAUUUUAACUCCGUGGCAAUUGCAGCCAAGCUGCUCCAGCAAAGACUGAAUGUUAGCAAAAUCCUCAUAGUGGACUGGGAUGUGCACCAUGGGAACGGUACUCAGCAAGCUUUCUACAAUGAUCCCAAUGUUCUUUAUAUUUCACUACAUCGCUAUGAUGAUGGGAACUUCUUUCCAGGCAGUGGUGCUCCUGAUGAGGUUGGCACAGGAGCAGGAGUUGGGUUCAAUGUUAACAUGGCCUUCACUGGUGGCCUUGAUCCACCGAUGGGAGACACAGAAUACUUAACUGCUUUCAGGACGGUCGUCAUGCCCAUUGCCAAUGAGUUUGCCCCGGAUGUUGUGCUGGUGUCAUCUGGUUUUGACGCGGUGGAAGGCCAUCCUACGCCUCUGGGAGGAUAUAAUCUCUCUGCAAAAUGCUUUGGGUACCUGACGAAGCAGCUGAUGGGCCUGGCCGGAGGCCGCGUCGUCCUGGCCCUCGAAGGAGGCCACGACCUGACUGCCAUUUGCGAUGCCUCAGAAGCAUGUGUUUCUGCUUUGCUGGGAAACGAGCUCGACCCUCUUCCAGAAAAGGUUCUCCAGCAGAGAGCAAAUGCUAAUGCGGUGCAUUCAAUGGAGAAAGUGAUUGAGAUACACAGCAAGUAUUGGCAUUCACUCCAGCGCUAUGCCUCCACAGUGGGCUAUUCCCUGGUUGAGGCACAGAAGUGUGAGAACGAAGAGGCUGAGACAGUGACAGCCAUGGCAUCUCUGUCGGUAGGCGUGAAGCCAGCUGAGAAGCGACCCGAUGAUGAACCCAUGGAAGAGGAACCUCCCCUGUAGCAUUCAUCUUCGAGCUGGAGUUCUCCUGUUUGUUUGUCUUCGUCUUGAAGCUCUGCCAAGAAGCUUUCUCUUGUUACUCCUGCGUCCUGUCAUGGUUUUUUCCAGAAUACAGAAGGACAACCAGGUGUAAAGCAAAGCAACCGAAAAAUCUCUCCAUAUCUAUACGCGUCUACAGUAUAUAUUUGCUGAAAAUGAAAAAUGCUGGUGAAGAGCAGUAAAGGACUGACAACGCUGGGCACUCUUCCUCUGGUCCUCACCGGGAGUGGAAAGGGGAACGACGCCCUUGAAGUCUUUGGCAGAGUUGCCAAAAAGUCAAAGAUUCAACAACACACGUGAAAAUAAAACAGACAGACCUUAACGUGAAACUGGUGCUUACAAUUUGAUUACCCACAAUUCAGCAAUCUCCGCUUGAACCACUUUGACCCAUCUUGUAGUUUCAUUUCUUGGAUUUUUUAAAUGGCUCUUGCCUGCCUGUGAGUCAACGACGCUAUUGUCGAAACCAGAACAAUGUGAGAUGGUGUAUUUUUAAUGGGGAGGGACAGGGAAAGAGGACUAGUCUUACAUCUAAAGGAAAGGGAAAGAGAGGGGGGAAACGCAGAAAAGGAAACGGUAGCCCAGAUGGAGUCGGCUUUAUUGUCUCCAAAGCCAUCUGAAGAUGAGUUUGUGCCUUUUUUUUUUUAAUUGAUGGAUAUGGUGCAGCUGGAUUUUUGAAGUUUGAGGAACAAUGCCUUAAGUAAAAAAAAAAAAAAACACAAAAAAGAACAAAAAACAAAAAAAACACAAAAAAAAAGAAAACGCAGCAGUUCGUGAAUAUUUUUCCUCUGGUUGGAAAGCCAAGAACUGCCAUCAGGAAGGAAGACUUUUUGGCUUGUGCUGGCAUGAUGGUGGGAAGCAGGCAUCAGCUGAACAGAGCGUCUCCAAAAACUGUCUACAAGUUUGGAUUUGUUUUGUUUUCUUUCAUUGCUGUUUCAAAAAAAAAAAAAAAAAAAAAAAAAAAACAAAAAACCUAAAAAAAAAGAAAAAAUUAAGGUAGUUGCCAAGAAAGUGGCAAAUACUGUUGGGUCUUUGAAAUUCAACCAUUUUUAAAAUCAAAUUUUCAAACGUUUUCUCUCUUCUACAUUAUCUAGUAAUUGAACUUAUCAAUUUGGUUGUUGAAGCAUGUAUUAGACACAAAUGCAGGUUUAAGACUGGAAUGCUUUUUAUUAAAAGCAACUAGCAUGAGAUAUUGCUUAAAUUGUUAGGUAUAAAUAUAUAUAUGUGUAUAAUGUAUAUUCCAAAUGUAUUCCAAGCUUAGAAACCGGAUUCCUAUGAAUUAUUGAUAAAAUAUUUAUAAUGCAUUUAUAGAAAAAUAUAUGUAAUAAAUGCAUACUAUAACAGUAGCCAUUGAAAGUUCCCUAGGGACAGAUUUGUGAAUUGGAAUGUCAAGGUGCUUUUGGAAAAGGAUCCAGGUAGAAACUUGAGGACUUUCGGACAACAGGUUGGAAAGUUUUCGGAUUGCCAACACAUUAGCCACUGGGCAACUACCCUAAACAUUUGUAUUUUAAUUUAAGGUUUUUAGUUACGAUCCUUUUCUAAAAAAAAAAAAAAAAAAAAGAAGAAGAAAAAAAAAGAAAAAAGAAUGAGUUUUUUAUAGCAAAGACUAUGAAUUUGCUGUUGAUUUUUAUAUCGAUAUUUCACAAAACCCUACAGAAGCCUUGUUUGUGUGAAUCUGACAUUUGUUUUCUAUUUGGCAGGUUUUGUUUCCGAAUGGCAAUAGUGUCCAAACCUUUCUCCUCCCAUUUUUUUUCUUGCUUGUACAUUAUUUUCUUUCUUUUUCUUUCUUUCCUCCCUUCCCCCCCCCCCCCCCCUUUUCUCCUCCCCCUUUAAGUCUUUUGUACAGUGAGCAGCUUUCUGCAGGCGUAAGGAAUUGUUGCAGAUUGUCAGAGUUUAUUUUUGGAAGGCGUGCGUUUACCGAGGAGGAGGGAAUGCAAUGAGCUCUUUUGUAUAAUACCGCCGACUGUAUAUUUCCUCAGUUCUGUUAUAGUAGCUCUGUAAAGAAAAUAAGGAGUUUUCUUACCUUCAACAUAGUAGUAUUACAAUGGGUGACGUAUUUAUCCUCCAUGUGGAUUGUAGUGAGGAUUCCACGCGGCUUUAGUAGCUAUCAUACGGAAAGCUUGUCAGACACUCGUGGGACAGCUGGCAUCUUCUCUCUCAUGCACACGGACACGCAGACACGCACACACACACACACACCCCACGUGCUCUUCCCCUCUCCCCUUCUUUCUGAAGAAGUUGCAACUCGAGCUGCCUGAAGAACUGUUUCCUGAGCGAUUUCUCCAAGCCGAGCUGGAACGCGGCCCUGGGAGCAGCCCCUCAUCCCUGGCUCAAGGAAGAGGCGAGCAGCUCAGAGGAGACCAGAUUGGCGAGUGUACCUUCUUGCAGCAGCGUAGGAUAGCACAGAUCCCUCGUCUGAACAACCAAGGGUAGAUUUUUCUUUUAUUCUGUUCUUAGGAGAACCAACAGGGUCAUUUCUAGUAACUUCUUUUCCAGUUCUUGAAGGGGCUGUUUUCAUUCCGUUCAAGACUCGCUUGUGGAAGGAAUUUGAAGCAUACCAUACGUGUGAGCAAAUGCAAGAGGCUUUUGUUUUUUGUUUCUCGGUUUAUAAUGCAGUUGAAAAACCAGACACUACUGUAUUUGAGUUUUGCAGACCCAAGUACGUUUUUAAGUCACAAAUAGCUUUGGUCACUAGGACCGUCCUCGGCGCGUUCUGCACGCAGCCUUUCCCGUGCGGACGCACGGCGUGCCCACAGGCGCUGUUUUUUCCAAUGACCACUUUGCUGCUGUGAUCUAAACUCAACCCGGCCGCAGGAUCUGGUGACUGACUUUCCAUUUUCCUUUGGCCGUUUCUGAGCUGUGGGCAGUGACCACGUUUACAUGAGCAUUUCUGUUGUCAGAUCUUCCUGGCGGUUUUGUAUUUCCACUCUCCGUUGGGGCGAAACCUUUUUGCGCUCCUGAGAGCCGGCCGUGCCGGGCUGGUUUCUUACAAAACCGGCCUCCCAUGGCUUUCAGGAUGCCACAUUUGUUUCUUGCCAUCAUUUCUCUGAGCCUGCCCAAGGAGAGAAGGGCUUCCCGAGGCUCCGGAGCUCGUCUCCUCCCCAUCCCAGCCCACGUGGAUCCGCUUCCAAGCUGUGCCCGUGGCCCAGGCCAGCUCUGGGCAGCACUGUGGAGGAGGAGCCCUUGUUUUGAGGCAUUUUUCCCUUUUUGAGCCUACAGCUUCUUCCUUUCGGGUGCCAGUGUCACGGCACGGCCCCGCCGGCAUGGCUGGCAGUACACGAGUAACCAUUUGUUUUUUACUUUCGAUACGGAACAUUCCUUUUUUAUUAGUCUCGGUCAUGUAUUCAUUCCAUUCUUCCUUUUGUAAACUUUUUGGGCCCACGUCUUUUAUGGGCAUUGAUAUAUAUAAAUAUAUAUAUAAAUAUAUAUGAAUAUAUUUUUUUAAGUUUCCUACACUUUGAGGUUGCAUGGUCUGUAAGGUUGGCAUGUCUUUAUAUUGUAUACAGAUUUUGCACGCCAAACUUGGCAGCUUUGAAAACGGAGGAAAAAAAAAAAAAAAAAGAAAAAAAAAAAGAAAAAAAGAAAAAAAAAAAAAAAGCUGCGUUGUUUUUUUGGUUUUGUUUUGUUUUUCCUUCUUUUGUUGUUUUUUUUUUUUUUUUUCCUGUUGUUUUUUUCCUCUCGUGGCAUUUGCGGAGACUGAGGUUGGGACGUUUUUGUCACACGCACGCACCCGCACCCACACACACACACACGCAAAGGAAGGAGAGUGGGAAACGUUUGUCACGUCUCAGUGAACUUAAGAGAUCGUGCUUUUUGUUGUUAAGAAAGAGUUAAAAAGGACUACUUAAACAUUUCUCAUUUUAAGAAGAAGAAAAAGACGUUUAUCUAGCACUUGUGACUUACCAGUAAUAGAGUUUAUUGUAUUUAUGUGGAAACAGUGUUUUUAGGGAAGCUACGCAGAACACACAAAGUUAGCUGCCUGUGUCAUUAUUAUUCUUUUUUUUUAAUUUGGUUGGGUAUUUUAUUUUGAUUUCUUGGCUGGGUGGGGAGGUCGGAUGCAACCCUUUGUCAACACACGCAGUCAUUAAUUCUGAGGUGAUGAAUGACGAGGACUUUAAGGAGUUAACUCUGCAGCACAGCUGUGUUAACUUUUUUACAAUUACUUUUACAUGCUGUCUUGCUAGGUUUCACUUUAAGCAGUCGUGUACUGUGCAACACUGUGGUUUAAAACAAGACUUUACAUCGAAAGGAAAAUCAUGUUUCUUCAUUGUCACGAAGUUGAGCUCGUUCUCAGCUCAUCUUCACUUUGUCUUUGAUAUUGAUGAAAAAGUAUCCUAUUGAAAGAAAAUAAAUUAACACUUUUCUGUGCUCCAUAGUGGAGGCGCUAUUUUCCAAUUUAUGAGGAUGACAAACUUAUAUAUAUAAUAUAUAUAUAAAAGUGGGGGGAGGGGUUGAAACAUUAUUCACCCGAGAGCUUAUUACAGAUAUGUAGUAUCAAAAAGUUGUAACUAUAUUAUAUUCUACUUUAUACCUAUACAUGCUCAGUAUGACGUCACCAUUGGUAGCAGCUACCGGUUUACGCUGUAAUUUAGACACAAUUUCACUCUUAUUGUAUGGACCCUUCUUUGAGUGAUGGUAGCAUUCUUUGUGCUAAAUUUUCUGAUGGUCCUUUGUUUUACUUGAUGGAGUUGGAAUAUUUUUCUCACUCUUGUUUUUGCUUGUUUUUUUUUUUAUUUUUUCUUUUUCCUCUUUUCUCUCUUUUUGGUUUCGUGGGGUUUUUUGUUGUUGUUGUUGUUGGUUUCUUUUUUUUUUGUUUUGUUUUGUUUUUUUUAACUGGCCAAUGGUGUCUUUCUCUGACAGUACCGACUUCAAUUUCAACUUUAUUAGGAGUCCAGUAUUUUGUACCACAUUAUGACAACUUGUUAUUCUUGUGGUGUAAAUAAAAAGAAAAAGUUAAUUAUAGUAA